CAGUCAACGAGGUUCGAAAUGUUGUCCACGUGGUAUAUGGAUGGCCCCUUGAGAUCUCAAGAACUUGAAGAAUUUCAUACAUUAAUUUUAUUUAAAAGAAUUUAUUCCCCUAUUUUUAUAAGAAAGAAAACCUAUUCCCUCUGUUUUAUAGCAUUUUGGACUGUGACGUCUGAUUUCAAUUUUUAAUAAUAAGUAUACAGCAAAAAUGGUGAAUAUUAACAAAAGAUAUAUAUUACCAUAAAUCGGUUGUUGAUACUGAGUACAAAUUCGAUCGUUUUGAGUCAAUCGUUUAUAAGUAAACUUAUAAUAUUUACCAAACGAGUCAACUCAGUCAAGCUAUUGCAUUCAGUAUCGUGUUCUGAGCAUGGAAAGUGAUUUUGAGUUCGAAAUUGAUGUAAACGAAGUUGAAUCUUUCGAAGUUGUGGAUUAUUUUUACGAAUAUCAUGCCAACGUUAGAAUUGGAUCAUCGCUUUGUGCCCAGUACAUUCGAAAUAGAUUGAAGAGAUCUGGAAUUUUCCAUCGGAAGUUGGGGCUCAAACGGAUGAGAAGUUCGACCCUUCUCCCAGACCUUGCAGUCGUCAGUGAAGUCUCUCCAGUUCUCAUUGCAAUUGGAACUGAGCUGGAAAAAGUGAAUCCAAACCUCUAUGUCAGAAUCGGAAGACAAACUGGAUGUGGUUCCUUUUCCGAUCAAACUGUCGCAGUUACCAUGACCCACGUUUCCCGGGAAAUAAUACGCCACGGGGAAAUCACAUGGAGCAAAAUUAUUUCCAUUUAUGCGGUCGCUGGAGGAAUUGCUGUUGAUUGUGUUCGUCAGGGAAAACCAGAAUAUCUUCUCGUCAUCCAAAAGGCUCUAGCUAGUGUGCUAGAACAAGAUCUAGCCAUCUGGAUUCAAACCAACGGUGGAUGGAGUGCUUUGGUAUCCCGAUAUAGAUCGUCCACAAAAACUCCCGAAUGGAAUACCAAAAAACUGGCUCUGUUCGUUGCUGUGAUCACACCAAUCGUUUUUAUUUUAGCGAUAGUUAUCAGACUGUGAUUGAAUUGUUUUUAAGCGGAAGAAGAUGAUUUGUCGACUGAUGCACUAUUUCCCUUCUCACUCUCUUCGUUUUCUCUAACUUUUCUGCUGCUCUCCUAAAUAAAAAAAAAA
Molecule: messenger RNA, 1144 nt
Organism: Belonocnema kinseyi
Lineage: Eukaryota; Metazoa; Arthropoda; Insecta; Hymenoptera; Cynipidae
Product: bcl-2-related ovarian killer protein-like
Exons: 4
Coding region: 365-1033 (222 amino acids)
Biological process (GO): intrinsic apoptotic signaling pathway in response to DNA damage; extrinsic apoptotic signaling pathway in absence of ligand; regulation of apoptotic process
Cellular component (GO): mitochondrial outer membrane
Molecular function (GO): protein homodimerization activity; protein heterodimerization activity
Source: RefSeq, a predicted model, not a curated record